UAUCUAAUAAGAUCUAAUUCAGUACUUUCUUGAAGUUGGCAACAGCUCUGAUAUUAAUCUUCAUCCGUUUCGUCACUUCCGAAUAUUUAUUGUUUUCUUGUUAAAUAUUUUCACAUGCUGAAAUAAAGUUAAAUAAUUCUGAACAGAAUUACAGGUGAUCUUCGCUUCUAUGUCACGUUGUAUUAUAAAUCUAUAUGAUCCAAUAUUCCUAAUUAUUUUUAUUUUUUCGAGAUUAUUGAAUUCCCUAAUGAACAACAUCGCUAUCCUGAAAAGUAAAGUAUCAGAUAUAAGGGCACCAUCACCGCCACCUCAAGAAAAUGGGCAUAAUUCAAAUGGACAGCUAGAGUACAUUGAAUUUUCUGAUCCUGAAGAUGAUGAACACAGACUUCAGUGUCCAUAUGUAUUAUGGUUUUCUCAUCGACCUGGUGUUAAACAAAAUAAUGUACAACCAUACGAUCAGAACUUAAAAUUAGUUGGUGGUUUUAAUACAGUUGAAAGGUUCUGGGGUCUUUAUGGGCAUUUAAUUAGGCCAUCAGACAUGGCUGUUCAUAGUGAUUUUCACCUCUUCAAACAUGGAAUAAAACCAAUGUGGGAGGAUGAUGCAAAUAAAGAUGGAGGUAAGUGGAUAGUAAGGCUUAAAAAAGGUCUUGCAUCUCGUUGUUGGGAAGAUUUGAUCUUAGCAAUAUUAGGUGAACAGUUUUUGGUUGGUGAUGAAAUAUGUGGAGCUGUUGUUUCUAUUAGAUUUCAGGAGGAUAUUAUAUCUGUGUGGAACCGAAGUGCUCGUGACAAUCACACUAAUGGCAGAAUACGAGAUACUCUUAAGAGAGUUUUAAAUCUUCCUCCUAACACUGUUAUGGAAUAUAAAACACACAAUGACAGUUUGAGGGACAAAACAAGCUUCCGCAACACUGAUGUCUUUUUACAGUAAAAUUGUACAUAUUUUUCAGAUCAUUAAAUUUUUUAGAGCUUUGCUAA
Parasteatoda tepidariorum (common house spider) is the source of this 975-nucleotide messenger RNA. RefSeq names its product eukaryotic translation initiation factor 4E type 2. The record is from RefSeq and is a predicted model, not a curated record. Gene Ontology annotation, molecular function: translation initiation factor activity; RNA 7-methylguanosine cap binding. Gene Ontology annotation, cellular component: cytoplasm; eukaryotic translation initiation factor 4F complex. NCBI's taxonomy places the organism in Eukaryota, Metazoa, Arthropoda, Arachnida, Araneae, Theridiidae. Gene Ontology annotation, biological process: translational initiation.